AGAAAAUAAGCACAUGUAGCAUUUUAGAAAACAGGCAGCGUCUUUUAGAGCCGGGUUAACCACAUGCAGAUUUCGGAGGAGGGGAGCUGCCUUCAUCAGCUGAGCAGUUUCACAUGACAAGUGAAAGUGUAUUAUAGGCCAGCAUGCACAAGUGACAGAUGAAGUCAUAUGUGGCAGCCUUACAACAAGUUACCUGAAUUUUGAAACAAACUGUUCUGCACAUGGCAACAGGAAACGUCUUGGGGAUGUAUUUCUGAGCAGCAAGUGAGCUUCCUUUUUUUGUGUGUGUGCCCCUGAUGGUAUUUUGAGCUCUUAAGCAACAUAUUGCGCCCUGCAGAAAGGAAGAGUUCAAAGGAGAGAACAUUGCAUCAUGCGGAGAUAUGUGCUAAGCUAGAGCAGAGCAGAAAAUCUACAUGAACUAACUGAACCAAACCAACACAUGGCGGUUCACAGUUCAGUUAAUGGGACAACGGCCAUCCCGUGGAAGGGCAGCAGGAGGAGGCUGUCGCUGCUGCAGCAGCUGAGGGGAUGUCAGGAGGCCUGGUGCCCCGGGGCACCCUGGGAUAGAGAGGGGGCCCACGCUGCUCUCUGUGGAACACCUGCGGGGAGUUUCCUGGUUGUGCGGGACUCUGUAACGUCUCAGCCCAGCCUGCUGUGCGUGUCUGCUGGAGGAAAGAAUGAAGCAGUUCUUGACUACAAUAUCAGAAGCACAGGCACAGUCUUCCAGCUGUCUGAGUCUCGUCUGUCUUUCUCUGAGUUGGCUCAGCUCGUGCUCUUCUACUCUCUGACCAGGGAUGUGGUGGCUGUUUGUCUUUCCAUUCCUCACUGGAUCUACAGUGUAACCGAGAAGAGCAAAGAUUGUCUCUCUCAACUUGAACCGGAAACUUGGCUCUCACCACCUGACCAACAGACUGAUGAAAUGACCCACGGGGAGACAAGCAAUUUAAUGUGCUCCAUACAGCUGACCUCCACCAACGGGGCACUGUGUAUCAUCAAUCCCCUCUACCUACGUGAACACGGAGAUGAUUGGCUGACCAACAGGCCGACUGCCGUGAAGUGCCCCACCCAGUCAUCAACUCUCAGACAAGGCCGACGCCUCAGCACCAGCAGAACAUGGACAGGGGCGGCGUUACAAAAUAAACGAGCCAUCUCGCUGGAACAGGAACCCUCUGCUGCCAGUAUUGAGAGUUCUGGUCUAACCCGAGCAAAGUCAGCUGAUUCACCACAUUGUCCCCCCACCCCGUCAACACCAGCUACUCCAGCAGGGGUGGUUCUCAGGAGGCCCAGCAGAGAUUCUGGCUCCAGCAACCUUGACAGAGUGAGCACGGGGAGCCUUCCUCCAUCUCCUCCCUCCACUCCUGAAAGUUCAAAUCGCUCGUUGUUUGAGCCGCCUCGCCAUGGCAGCCCCGUGCCUCAGUCCCCUCACAGGGUGUCCUGGAUAGAAGAUGGAGUCUGGCUUCCCCCGCCCAGGCCUUCCUCUUUACUCCAGCCCCCAUCACUAGAGCUCGACUCGCUGUCAAUCAGCAGCAUAGAGGAAGAGCAGGAGUCCCAAACAUCAAGCCCUACCACGCACCACCAGUCGGCGCAACGGCUGGCUGACAAGGUCAUACACCGGCUCUCAGCGGUUGGUCAGGCUCUUGGUGGACUGGUAAGUCAGAGGAAAAGACUAACCAAUCGUGUGCAGGAGCUGAGCGAGCGCAAAGGUGGGGCGUUUGCAGAGGCUGUGAAAGGAUUUGUGGAGAUGACACUGAAGAGAGGGACUGAUCCCGACGGGGUCAGGGGGACCGAAUUCUUACAGGAAGUGAGGUCAUCGCUCACGUCACUGAGGGAGACACUGUUGGACCAUCCAGACAUCCAGACAUUGUUGGAAAGCAUUACUGACAUAAAUGACUCAGAUAUCGACUCCCUGGUAGAGCUUUCCCUCCACAAGGUGGCUCUGAAGCCCGUCUCAGCACACCUCUACUCCUGCAUUCAUGCCUCCCGGACCACCGACGGCACCUUUGAGCGCCUCCAGAGAAACCUGCGUGUGCUGGAAAGGAAAGGGAUAGACGACCUGGGGGGUUCGGCUGGAGUUGGUGUUCCCGAAUCUCUUACCCUGGAGCGGAUCCAGCAGAGGUGGACUAGUAUACAUGAGGCCUACUCCCCGAACAGGAAGGUCCAGAUCCUGCUCAAAGUCUGCAAGACCAUCUAUCACAGCAUGAGCACUAAUGCUAGCUCAGGUACAGUAUUUGGAGCAGAUGAUUUCCUGCCGUGCCUGACGUGGGUGCUGCUCCGUAGCCCCGUUGUCACCUUACAGCUAGACACGGACUACAUGAUGGAGCUGCUGGACCCCACACAGCUACAGGGAGAGGGUGGCUACUACCUUACAACUCUAUACGCCUCUCUUUACUACAUCAGCAGCUUCCAGCCACGAGUGGCCGCUCGUCAGCUCAGCGUCGAAGCCCAAAACUCUCUUAACCAAUGGCACCGUAGGCGCACCCUGCACUGCAACCAAUCCCGCCGCAGCAAUCACCGACGGACCAUUCGCAGGCAGGCGUGUCGGGAGAGGGCUACAGAGAACUCUGAGACAGAAACUGGGAGUAAAGGGGAAAGUGGGAAACAAUCUGACUCUGUUAGUACUGAUGAGUCACAGCAGCAGACAGAAAGCCCCAAAGAGGCUCUGCAGCUGCUGAAGGAAGAGAAUGGACAAGGAGCUGAGGACGAGUCACAGACGUCCACUCUCGCAUCAGACUGUAAUCAGCAAGACGUAAUAAGGAGCAAACAGGAGGAGAGACAGGCUCUAUGUAUGGCAGGAGAAGAGAACCACAGAGGACUGUAAUGGAGAGAAGAAGAAGAAUGGACCUGACAAGCAAUGAAUGGCGGCCACACAUUUUUGAUCCAAUUAGAGAAUGUCAAAUUAGGCUACCUCAAAAUCUUCUCAGACAAACCCUCCCAAAAGCUGCCACAUAACCCAUAAACAUGUCAUGCUCAGAUUCAUCUUCUAUAGAGGGCAAGAAAAGCUUUUGAUCAGUGUCAUUAACACGCUGGUCUCAGUUAUAUUAUGAACAUGCCGGUACUCAUUAUACUGUUGCCUGAGUUAGUGGUCGCCAACCUGGGGGUCAGGAGUCCUCCAGGGGUCCUAAGAUAAAUUUAAAGGAAUUGUUUAAAGGGAUGAAGAGAUUUUUAUUUUGCAUUUAGCACCUAAAGCUGCUAAAUGCCAGAUAUUUCCCUCAGGAGUUGGUGGAGACCAAAGCAGAUUAAAAAGGAGAGAGAAUAUGUUGCUCUGUGUCUACUGUUUGCUAACAUGUUAGCCAUAACACAUUAGUUAUCUGAUAGGUGUGUAUUUUCGGCUUGACGUGGCGUUCUUCUGCCCUGAAAGUGGCCAGAAAAUCAAUAAUUUAAGCUUAAAAUAAUCGUUACCUAUUUUGCCGGAUAUCAUGGUAUCUUUGUUUUAGUGCUAUAAAGCCUUUUACUUCAGGGGCAUGUCUUUCUGUUCCUCUCUAACUCAGUGACGCUCUUUCUGAUUUACCAAGACUGAAUAUAAUGCUGUUGAACUACCCCUUGAGCUUUUCUCUUUUAUUUAUACACUGUUCCAUCUUUGAAAUUUUAUUUAUAAAGCCAAAGUGCAUCAGGACUUUACAAAGACAAGCUCACUUUGUGCUUCACAAGAAAUCUCAAAACAUAAACAUGUUUUCCUCUUUGGACCACUAGAGGGCAGCAUUAAACCUCCUGUGAGAUGUAUAGCUUUUAGCCUAUUAAAAGUUUUAUUUACAGUUUGCAGAAUAUACACAGUAUUGAUUUUUAAUUGAUGGAAUAAGAUAGCACUGCAUUUUUACUGGGGAAUAUAGUAAAAAGAAAAAAUAUAUAAAAUCUGUAUUGGUUUAUGGAAUUUUCAAAAAUACUGAGAGACAAUGUCACUGCAUGCAGCAACAGCUGUGCAGCUGGUGGGUCCCUGCAGAUGUUUUUUUGUUCUCACACAUAAUGCGCACACACACACAAAGUGACAUUGCAUGCAUUACCCACACAAUACUAUAAAUACUGUAGCUCACAUGGAGUAGGUUUAAGGCUGCCUCGAAGUAGGAACAGGAUUGCACGUGUAGGAGAUAAAGUUAAGGCUCUGAAAAUAUAAAAUUGCAGCUGAAAUUAAAGGAGUUGAACGAGCAGUUGUGGUUCCUCACGUUAGCGCUGAUAGUAGCAAUGCCAGUUGCAGUGUAAAGAUUUUAAAAGAUGUUGCAGUGAUAAAGUUAAAGUUGAUGUUAAAGCAAUUAAGUUGAAGUUGAAUCACAAAAUCUUGUUGAAAGGGAAGUUAACGCUGAAGCACCGAACGUUGUUAAAGUAUUUGAACGUCAAGUAGUAGCUGAAGUCAGUUACUGUAAAUGAGUCUGAAAUGCAUGUUUAUCAUUUUACCUCCCUCCUUUUAUUAAAUGCAUUUUCAUAUUUUAUGUUUUUGUUAAA
Molecule: messenger RNA, 4434 nt
Organism: Micropterus salmoides (largemouth bass)
Lineage: Eukaryota; Metazoa; Chordata; Actinopteri; Centrarchiformes; Centrarchidae
Gene: rinl
Product: Ras and Rab interactor-like
Exons: 11
Coding region: 440-2818 (792 amino acids)
Biological process (GO): vesicle-mediated transport
Cellular component (GO): endocytic vesicle; cytosol
Molecular function (GO): small GTPase binding; guanyl-nucleotide exchange factor activity
Source: RefSeq, a predicted model, not a curated record